AUGGCCUCAUUUUCACCCUUUUCCUCCACCUCCACCUUGUCAACGUCCGACAAACUUACGCGGAUUGCAAUUGUCAGCGAAGACAAGUGCAAGCCAAAAAAGUGCAGGCAAGAGUGCAAAAAGGGAUGCCCCGUGAACCGUAUGGGGAAGCUAUGUAUCCAAGUUACUCCGGAGUCGAAAAUUGCGGCGAUCUCUGAAGAGCUCUGCAUUGGAUGCGGUAUUUGUGUAAAGAAGUGCCCAUUUGAGGCAAUCACCAUCAUCAAUCUGCCGACCAAUCUCUCCAAGGAUACCACUCAUCGUUACUCUGCAAAUUCAUUCAAGCUGCAUCGAUUGCCGACCCCUCGACCGGGGCAGGUUCUCGGUCUGGUUGGCACGAACGGUAUUGGAAAGUCUACUGCUUUGAAAAUCUUGGCCAACAAGCUGAAGCCAAAUUUGGGCCGGUUUGAAAAUCCACCAGACUGGUCAGAAAUCCUGGCCUAUUUCCGUGGCUCCGAAUUGCAAAACUUUUUCACGCGUCUUUUAGAAGAUAACUUGAAGGCGGUGAUAAAGCCACAGUUUGUGGACGUUCUUAAACGAACUCCAUCCGCGAAAGGAGCUACCGUUAGAUCAAUGCUUGAGCGCUGUGAUGAUCGAGGUGCUUUGAAGGAAAUGGUGGAGAUUUUGGAUCUUGGUGCGGUAAUGGAAAAUGAAAUUGCUAGUUUGUCUGGAGGUGAAUUGCAAAGAUUUGCCAUAGCCGCAGCAUGCAUCCGAAAGGCAGACAUUUAUAUGUUCGAUGAGCCCUCCUCAUAUCUCGAUGUAAAGCAGCGUUUGGCCGCUGCUCGAGCCAUCAGGUCUCUGUUGUCACCCGAAGUUUAUGUGAUUGUGGUGGAGCAUGACUUGAGUGUGUUGGAUUACCUUUCCGACUUUGUGUGCGUCCUGUAUGGAAAACCCGGAAUUUAUGGUGUCGUGACGCUUCCUUAUUCCGUGAGGGAGGGCAUCAAUGUCUUUCUAGAUGGCGUUAUUCCGACGGAAAAUCUUCGUUUCAGGGAUGAGUCUCUGACAUUUAGGAUGGUUGAAAGUGCCGACCCCACGGCAGAUGAAAUUAAACACACCCGGAAAUACGAUUAUCCAGAGAUGAAGAAAACGCUACAAGGCUUCACAUUGAAUGUCAAACCGGGCUCUUUUUCUGAUUCUGAGAUUCUGGUGCUGUUGGGUGAAAAUGGUACGGGAAAGACAACCUUCAUAAGGAUGCUUGCCGGCCUUUUAAAGCCGGAUCCGAUUGAUGGCAUUUCGCCCUCAUUGCCUCAGCUUUCGGUCUCUUAUAAGCCACAACAGUAUACUCCUAACUGGCCCGGAACGGUAAGAACGCUGUUUAUUGAGCGCAUCAAGUCUCUCUAUAUGCAUCCGCAAUUUCAAACAGACGUUGUGCGGCCUCUGCAGCUGGACGCUUUGCUUGACUUGGAUGUGAAAACCCUUUCUGGCGGUGAGUUGCAACGUGUUGCGCUUGCCCUAUGUUUGGGCACCCCGGCCGAUUUGUAUUUGAUUGACGAGCCGUCAGCGUAUUUGGAUUCGGAGCAGCGUAUUAUUGCGGCAAAAGUGAUCAAGCGAUAUAUUCUGCAUUCGAAAAACACUGCUUUCGUGGUGGAACAUGACUUUAUCAUGGCAACCUAUUUGGCCGAUCGCGUAGUGGUGUAUUCGGGAACACCGGCCGUCAACACCACUGCUUCGUCUCCGUUGUCCAUGCUCAAUGGCAUGAAUAUGUUUUUGGAGUCGCUGAAUAUUACGUUUCGAAGAGACCCGACAAACAUGAGGCCGCGAAUCAACAAGCUUGACUCUGUCAAGGACAGGGAGCAGAAAUAUUCGGGAAACUACUUUUUCCUCGAGUCAUAG
Messenger RNA from Mitosporidium daphniae, 1869 nucleotides. RefSeq lists its product as uncharacterized. Gene Ontology annotation, molecular function: ribosomal small subunit binding; iron ion binding; ATP hydrolysis activity. Gene Ontology annotation, biological process: translational termination; ribosomal subunit export from nucleus; translational initiation. The record is from RefSeq and is a predicted model, not a curated record. The transcript has a single exon. Lineage: Eukaryota; Fungi; Microsporidia. The coding region runs from base 1 to 1869 and encodes 622 amino acids.